GCUUAGACAUUUAAAGGUUAUUAGCGUGAAUAUUGUAAAAUUCUUGUUAUAAUUUUUUUCUUCGGAGCAUGUGUAUGAAAGAUUGGUUGAAAAUCAUUUUAUUGAAGUCGAAAGUGGAUGAAUAAAAAUAAAACGUGACGAAUCUAAUUAUUAUUGUCUAUUUGUCAUUCUUAUAUUCCCAAAUGUCUAAGUUCAAUCAUUUGUGGAAUUACUUACUAAAUUAUGAAGAUAACAUCAUCAAAGAGAACUCAGAGAAUUGAAAACAAGAAGAAAAAAAUGGCAGCAUUAUGGGAAAUCUCGCAAUUGAAUGAAUAUGAUCGUGCUCUCAAAAAGAAACAAAAAUUGGAAGCUGUAGUUACUGAAAUCAAUUCGAUUGAUAUAGAGGUUGAGCCAAAACCAAAACGUUUGAGGACAGAAUUAGAAAAUAUUGAAGAAAAUAUUGAAAAACCGCCACUGAUUGGAUCUUCUGGUAAAGUGAAACUAUCAGGUGAAGAGUUCAUUGCGUUAAAAAAGAGAUUGAGAGAACAAACAUCAAAAAUGAGGCAACAUCCCACUUUUCGUUUACGAGAAAUUGGAGAUAAUGCUUCUCUAAAAACUGACACUGAAAACAGAAUACCAUUAUUCUUAUCUGAUGUGCAGCAUUUAAUACUUUACUCACAAAUUGGAGUACAUGCUCCUUAUUCCCCUGCAAGAUGGUGUUGUUUGGAAAAAUACAACAGGCUCUUGAAUACCAAUAUCUUUGUUAUUGAAAAUCUCUCCAUGUAUCAUUUCAGUUCUUAUGAAAGUAGCUUUCAAUUCCUGUCUUCUAAAUUUCAACAUAAAUUGGAAGUUUUGUCCCCAUUCUCCUAUAGAGGAGACAUUGUUAAAGAAAUAUCCAUGGUACCAAUUACAAUUUUUACAGGUACUCAAAUGAAAAAAUUCAUUAAUGAAUAUGGUAAUUUAGAAUCUGCUGUAAUGAAAAGUGAGGAUUUAUUCGAUACGGUGAGAAAUUUAUUCCCCAUUGAAGAGGACUUGUCCAAUUCCGAAAACUAUGACAAAGAACUUCCCCCUACAGACAAGUUCCCAAGAACACAAUUACUCUUAUCUGGUUGGGAACUUGUAGAAGAAAACUUUCCCCUCCCGAUAAAAGGUUUAAUGGAGAAUAAAUAUGAUGGCUAUGUUUUGACCAAAGAUAAGUAUUCAGAGGUUACUCCCUUAAGUCCAAUGUUUGGUAUCGAUUGUGAAAUGUGCAAGACAUCAUCAGGCGACUUAGAACUCACCCGAAUAUCCAUAGUUGAUGAAAAAUUGAAUGUUUUCUAUGAAACUUUAGUAAAACCCCACAAUAAAAUAGUUGACUACCUAACAAGGUAUUCCGGUAUAACGCCAAAGCUCAUGAAGAAUGUUACCACACGUCUCAAAGAUGUUCAAGAUGCAUUAAGGAAAAUACUGCCUGCUAAUGCCAUUCUAGUGGGUCAGUCACUGAGCAAUGAUUUACAUGCACUAAAAAUGAUGCAUCCUUAUAUCAUUGAUACCAGCAUUAUAUUCAACAUAACUGGUGAUCGAACACGAAAAACAAGAUUGCAAACUUUAGCAAGAGAGUUUUUAUCUGAAAAGAUUCAGGAGAGUCGAAAAGGGCAUUGCUCAACUGAAGACAGCAGUGCAAGUUUAAAACUAGCACAACUGAAAUUAACAAAAUCAAUUACAUUUGGGGAUGCUGUUUUGGGUGGUAUAGAGAAUGAGUUCCGUUGUUAUCCAGAACUAGGAAAUCGCAACUAUGCCACAAGUAUGUUGAAGCAAGUGACACGAAUGGAAAAAUCUGCAUCUCUCACAGCUUUAGAAGAUAUAUGUGCCAAAUAUAAAUAUUAUGUGGAUAAGGGUUCAGAGGCUAAGUCAGAUUCUAAAAUAAAAUUUUUCUCCGAAAGUUCAAACAAGGAUGUCGUUAAAAAAUUCUGUGGAGCAGUUCUACAACAAUCACUGAAUAUUGCUCAUAUUAGGAUACCAGAAACUCAAUUAGAUACAAAGAAUGCGACACAAACUAUUAAAACAGUAGAUCAAUGGAUUCAGGAUAUUUAUAAUCAUACAGCAGCUCCUGGUUUAUGCAUUGUGAUAUUUGGAGGUCAAAAAGAUGGAGGUAAUGCUUGUUGUUUCAUUCAAGUGCGAGGUAACUGUUGAGUGUUGAAACCAUUGUAUAAUAUUUAAAUUGUAAUGAAGAAUUAUGUUACACAAUUAAAUUAAUUUUUGUAUGUUAAUAGAAUUUUCCUUUUUUGUAUCUAUAUUAAAUAUUAGGUUGAGUUAGUUGCUCACAUCAACAUUGAUAUUAUUCUGUAUUAUCAUCUCAAUUGAAUCUUGGAACUCUUAAUAUCAAUCACAUACUGUUGGUGACCUAGUUUUUGAAAUUAAACAGUGAUAUAAAAAUGUAAAUCAUAUUGAUUUAAUGACUUCUUUAAUAAAGUUUUUCUUGUAUCUUC
This is a messenger RNA of Harmonia axyridis, 2447 nucleotides long. RefSeq names its product RNA exonuclease 5 (gene Rexo5). Gene Ontology annotation, molecular function: nucleic acid binding; exonuclease activity. The record is from RefSeq and is a predicted model, not a curated record. NCBI's taxonomy places the organism in Eukaryota, Metazoa, Arthropoda, Insecta, Coleoptera, Coccinellidae. Gene Ontology annotation, cellular component: nucleus. Bases 223 to 2151 code for a protein of 642 amino acids. The transcript is spliced from 6 exons.